ACAUCAUCAACGGGCGACCUUGGAGCUGCAGUGACGCCGGUUCAAUGGCAGCCCCCACCCAGCUAAGGAAACUAAAAGGAGACCCACUCUCCCAACAGCCUUUGCGGCCGUAGCGCAUAGCCCUCUGGGAACUGUAGUUUCCUUUCUGUCCCGCCUACAGCUCGCGGGCCCCGCCUCCUCACUACCAAGCUAGAAGCUGGAGGCGCGGUGGGGCGGAGCAGCGGGCCGGGACCCCGCUGGGGUGGGGCGAAUCCCGUCCCGGCCGGUUGCCCCGGGCUAGGGCAGAGGUCCAGGCCGAUAGGCCUUCUUGCGGCCGUGCUGCACUUUUGUGCCUUGAGGCUCGCCCUGGAAGCGGGCCUCGAGUUUUUGCCUCGCCCCUCUGCAAGGCUGGUCCCGGGGCUCGCGCGUGUCGCCUCCCCUCAGCGCCCGCUGCCUGGAGUGUCGCUGGCCUUGGUCACCGCCUAGUGGAAUAUAUCUGCAACUUGAAGGAAAGAUAAAGAAAAAAAUCUUCUUCAGAAUAGAUGGAAUUUUGUCACUUUCUGUGAACUAAAGCGAUUCAAUGUCUCUUUUGGAUUGUUUCUGUGCUUCACGAACACGAGUUGAAUCACUCAGACCUGAAAAACAGUCUGAAACCAGUAUCCAUCAAUACUUGGUUGAUGAGCCAGCCGUUUCCUGGUCCCCUCCGUCUGCUGGAGCCAGUGAAGUGAUAUGCUCCACGAAUGUCUCUCACUAUGAACUGCAAGUGGAAAUAGGAAGAGGGUUUGACAACUUGACCUCUGUUCAUCUCGCACGGCACACUCCUACAGGCACACUGGUAACUAUAAAGAUUACAAACCUGGAGGCCUGCACUGAGGAACGUCUGAAAGCUUUACAGAGAGCGGUGAUUUUAUCUCACUUUUUCCAACAUCCCAAUAUUACAACUUAUUGGACGGUGUUUACUGUUGGCAGCUGGCUGUGGGUUAUUUCUCCAUUUAUGGCCUAUGGUUCAGCAAGUCAGCUCCUAAAGACCUACUUUCCUGAUGGAAUGAGUGAAACUUUAAUAAGAAACAUUCUCUUUGGAGCAAUACGAGGGUUGAACUAUCUGCACAAAAAUGGCUGUAUCCAUAGGAGUUUUAAAGCCAGCCAUAUCCUCAUUUCUGGUGAUGGCCUGGUGACCCUCUCUGGCCUGUCCCAUCUGCAUAGUUUGGUUAAGCACGGACAGAGGCAUAGGGCUGUGUUUGAUUUCCCACAGUUCAGCACAUCAGUGCAGCCGUGGCUGAGUCCAGAACUACUGAGACAGGAUUUACAUGGAUAUAAUGUGAAGUCAGAUAUUUACAGUGUUGGAAUCACAGCAUGUGAAUUGGCCAGUGGGCAGGUGCCUUUCCAGGACAUGCACAGGACUCAGAUGCUGUUACAGAAACUGAAAGGUCCUCCAUACAGCCCACUGGAUGUCAGUGUUUUCCCUCAGUCAGACUCUAGAAUGAGAAAUUCCCAGUCAGGAGUAGACUCUGGGAUUGGAGAGAGCGUGCUUGUCUCCACUGGAACUCACACAGUCAAUAGUGACCGGCUCCACACGCCAUCCACAAAAACGUUCUCUCCUGCCUUUUUUAGCUUGGUGCAGCUGUGUUUGCAGCAAGAUCCUGAGAAAAGGCCAUCAGCAAGCAGUUUGUUGUCCCAUGUAUUCUUCAAGCAGAUGAAGGAAGAAACCCAAGACUCCAUACUCUCACUGUUACCACCUGCCUACAACAGGCCAGCAGACAACAGGCCAGAAGACAACAGGCCAGCAGCGGCAUUGCCGCCAGUGUCGCCUUGGAGCGAGCUGGAAUUCCAGUUUGCUGAUGACAAAGACCCAGACUGGGAAUUCUAGGGUUGCCAAAUCAUUUCAUGUCCUCUAUACUUGACAGCCUCUCCUUGCUGCUUGUCUUCUGUCUUGUUAGGUACAAAUGACAAAUCUAUACUUGAAAAUACAGUUGGUGCACUGGAGAACUGAUCAGUUAAACCACUCUGUUCUUGGGCCAUGGAUUUACCCUCUCUGCCCAGAUCAGAGCACCCGCACGACUUCACCAACAGUCACUGCCCUGCUCAGCUAGUGUCAACUCACCCUUCUUCCUUCCCCCAACCUUUUCUUUUCUUUUCUUUUCUUUUCUUUGCUUUUCUUUUCUUUUCUUUUCUUUUCUUUUCUUUUCUUUUUUUUCUUUUCUUUUCUUUUCCACUUCCUAAGCUGUGACUGGUACUUUCUGGAUCUCAGUGAAACUUUUGAGCUGGUUAAUUUUCUUCUACAUUUUUCUGUUCUCUGGGGAAUGAACCCUUCCUCAGAGGACAGUGCUUCCAGAACAUCUUUUCUUCCUGAUUCACUAGCCUUUUUGAUCAGCUAUUGUUAGAUGAACAGGCUGUUUUUUUUCUGGUACAAAGUCCUUUCUUUGGAGAAGGGAAAAUGUUUGUACUAUCCCUUUUACAUAUGGCAACAUCAAACUGAGCCUCGCUCACAUUAAAUAAUUCACUUGAACUAUAAAGAGAAGAUGCAAUUUGCAUUUUAAAAGGGAGGGGUCUACCAUAACACUUUUCUACCUGUGUAAAUUAUAGAUCAUUAAUUCAUGCACCCUGUGGGAGCUCAAUAAAAAUGUUAAAUUGAA
Molecule: messenger RNA, 2612 nt
Organism: Arvicanthis niloticus (Nile rat)
Lineage: Eukaryota; Metazoa; Chordata; Mammalia; Rodentia; Muridae
Gene: Stradb
Product: STE20 related adaptor beta
Biological process (GO): protein phosphorylation; protein export from nucleus; activation of protein kinase activity
Cellular component (GO): serine/threonine protein kinase complex
Molecular function (GO): protein serine/threonine kinase activator activity; ATP binding; protein kinase activity
Source: RefSeq, a predicted model, not a curated record